Molecule: messenger RNA, 929 nt
Organism: Aphis gossypii (cotton aphid)
Lineage: Eukaryota; Metazoa; Arthropoda; Insecta; Hemiptera; Aphididae
Gene: cib
Product: thymosin beta
Exons: 6
Coding region: 177-686 (169 amino acids)
Biological process (GO): actin filament organization
Cellular component (GO): cytosol
Molecular function (GO): actin monomer binding
Source: RefSeq, a predicted model, not a curated record
UGCACAGUGCACAGUGCACACCCGCCUAGACACCGGUCCCGCCCAGACGCCAGAUUACGCUGCAAAGUCCUCACACUCGGUAGUCGGUAAACAGUUGUCCUCUCGCCGUCCAAGAAGACACACCUCCAACGUCAGUUUUUCGCCGCCGUCUUUGGAAUUACUAAACAGUAGAAAUUAUGAGUUCUCCGUCAUUAAAAGAUCUGCCUAAGGUUGCAUUCGACCUUAAAAAUCAACUUGAAGGGUUCAAUCCUGACAAUAUGAAAAAGGCAGAUACUAAUGAAAAAAUUAUUCUUCCUACUGCUGAAGACGUGAAACGUGAACGCCAACACAAUGAUCUCAUCCAUGGCGUCAAUAACUUUAGCGCAGACAAGCUAAAAAGAACAGAUACUCUGGAAAAAGUAAUUUUGCCAAACGCUCAAGACGUAGCUGCAGAAAAAAGCCAAAAAGCUUUUACCGAAGCACUUAUUGAAGGAGUUGGCGGGUUUGAUACUAACAAAUUGAAACACACCGAGACACAAGAAAAAAAUCCACUCCCCGAUAAGGCUGUGAUUGAAGCCGAAAAAGGACAACAACAAUUAAUUGCUGGUAUUGAAAACUUUGACCCAGCAAAGUUGAAACCCACAGUAACUGAAGAAAAAAACCCACUGCCCACUAAAGAAGUUAUCGCUGAAGAGAAAAAAGCCUAAGCAUAUCAUUCUUAAUGGUUCCUCAAUGGAAUGGAUAAACUAUUAUAUUAAUUAUACUCUUAUAUUUGUAUCGCCUUUUGAGUUGGAAAAAAUUGUAUGGAAAUGUAAACAUUUUAAAUAUUAUGCAUAUGCUAUAGAUGGUUAUUUAUAAUUAAGAAUCUCUAAACCAAUUCUGUCUUGAUAUAUUAACUUAUAAGUUAAAUAUAUAAUAUAUGUAUUUAUUUUGCAUUUUUUAACAUUCAA